Zootoca vivipara (common lizard) is the source of this 6824-nucleotide messenger RNA. RefSeq names its product transcription factor 3 (gene TCF3). Gene Ontology annotation, molecular function: protein dimerization activity; DNA-binding transcription factor activity, RNA polymerase II-specific; RNA polymerase II cis-regulatory region sequence-specific DNA binding. Gene Ontology annotation, cellular component: chromatin; transcription regulator complex. The record is from RefSeq and is a predicted model, not a curated record. Gene Ontology annotation, biological process: regulation of transcription by RNA polymerase II. NCBI's taxonomy places the organism in Eukaryota, Metazoa, Chordata, Lepidosauria, Squamata, Lacertidae.
GUGUGUGUGUGGAUGCGUGUGUAAGCAGAGGAGGAGAAGGGGGCGCCCGUCCGCCUUUGCCUGCCCCAGCGAGCGAGACGCGGGGGAGGAGGGGGGGAGAGAAACAGAAACCCACGGAGAGAGAGAGAGGGGCAAAACCAAAGGCUCUUGCAACGAUGAGCCAGCGAAUCAAGCGCUAAAAAGAGGGGGCUCGGAGCCGGAGGAAAGAGAGAAAGAAAGAGGGGAGAGAAAAGAGAGAGAGAGAGAGAAAAGAGAAAAGAAAAAAAGCAGGAGCGGCGGCACUUUUACUUUCCUGCCCGCCCCCCGCCUUCCUUCCUUCCCUCCCCCGCGGCCGCCGGGAAGCGGGUGGAACGUUGGCGAGGGCACAUCAAAGGGAUCGAACGUCGGGGCGCACAUCCGAUCGAACGCUCGGCGCGGGCCAAACAUCCGAUCGAACGUUCGGCGCGGCCAAUCCGGGCGCCGGGACGGGGCGCGCGCGGACCCCGAACGUUCGGAGCCCGUCCUCUCCUCCCCUUUAAUCUCUUUCCCGUUCCUUCCUUCUCUCCCUCCCUCCGCUCCCGGUUCUUUCCCCCCCCCUCUUCCUCUCUUUUUUUAAAUUCCUCUUCUCCUUCCUUCCUUCCUCCCCUUCCCCCUCCCUUUCUUUUUUUGCUACAUUGUAGCCAUUUCCGUUCGCCUCUGUAUCUCUUUUUUUAUUACAUUGUUAUUAAAAAGCUGGGAGAGGGGGGGGAAGAAGCCGCCUCCGUCAGCCUUGCCACAGCCGCCGCCGGGAGAACAAUAGGAAGGGUUAGGAGAAGGGACCGGGGCGCCCAGCCCGGCUGCGCCCCGGGGAUCAACGCCACCCAGUCGUGGAUGUGACGCGGUUCCCGCACCCCGCGCCCCCCAAUUUCACCGCAAACUGAGCAGGACGGACUACGUUUGAAUCUGGGGGGAAUAUGAACCAGCAGCAGAGAAUGGCCGCAGCCGGGACCGACAAGGAGCUGAGUGACCUCUUGGAUUUCAGUAUGAUGUUUCCGCUGCCAGUAGCCAAUGGGAAAAACAGGCCUACGACACUCGCUAGCACGCAGUUCGGAGGAUCAGCAGGUUUGGACGAGCGGCCGGCCUCUGGCUCCUGGGCAGCAGGAGAUCAAAAUAACUCCACGUUUGACCAAGUCAGGCAGGGCUACGGCGAAGGCUCCCACUACGGCGAGCACAGAGAACUUCCAUCCCAUAAUAGCCUAUCUUCGUCAUCAUUCCUGGGGUCUGGGAUUGUAGGGAAAGGCACAGAAAGAGGUGCCUACCCGUUUGGAAGAGACAUGCCGGCUCUCAACCAGCCCGGCUUCCUGCCCGGUGAAAUGGGGAUUUCGAGCCCCAGCGCGUUGUCGCCGACGGGGGUGAAGGGCGGCUCGCAAUAUUACCCGUACGCCAACAACCCUCGCCGGAGAGGGGCGGACAGCAGCAUAGAUGGACAACCGAAAAAAGUCCGGAAAGUUCCUCCAGGACUCCCCUCUUCGGUAUAUCCACCCAACUCAGGUGACGACUAUAGCAGGGAACCGGCCAGCUACCCCCCCUCCAAAGCCCCCAGCACUGUCUACCCUGGAGCCUUUUACAUGCCAGAUGGACUUCACAACUCAGCGGAUUUGUGGAAUUCCUCCACCUCCAUCAGCCAGUCCAAUUAUGGGGCCAUCCUGGGAGCGUCGUCCUCCCCUAUCCCGCAGUCCGGCAACUUCAGCAGUCUUCAUCAGCACGAAAGAAUGAAUUACCCGAUGCAUUCAGGGGAAGUGAAUGGCGGGAUCCCCUCGGUCUCGGGGUUUUCCUCGGCCUCCAACCAGUACGGAGUUUCCAGCCACACGCCCCCCAUCAGCGGAACGGAGAGUGUCAUGGGUAACCGAGGAACCACGGCUGGAAGUUCAGGAGAUGCGCUUGGAAAAGCAUUGGCUUCGAUCUACUCCCCAGAUCACUCUAGCAAUAAUUUCUCUUCGAACCCAUCCACACCGGUGGGCUCCCCUCAGGGAAUAACAGGUUCUUCGCAGUGGCCCCGGGCUGGAGGACAGGGUGCCUUAUCCCCAAGCUACGAAGGGACACUUCAUACUUUGCAAAACAAGAUGGAAGACCACUUGGACGAAGCCAUCCACGUCCUCCGGAACCAUGCGGUGGGGCAGAGCAACCACAGGGACAUCCACGACUUGCUGGCAUCGGCGGCGGCGGCGGCAGCCCACGGCACCACAGUCGGCAGCCUCAGCCAAUCCUUCCCCCCCGCCUCUGUCUUGCCAAUCGCCAAUCGGCACUCAAACCUGGUGGCAGGAGGGCAUUCGGAAGACGGCCUUCCCAGCAACCCCAGUCUCCUCCACAAUCACGUCCCUCUCCCAGCCCAGCCCAGCUCGCUCCCGGACCUCAACAGAGGCCAGUCUUCGGAUGCCUUCAGCGGCUUGACGUCUGGGCUUGGCCGGGCCAGCGUCUCGUCGGGCACCAGCGAGAUCAAGCGGGAGGACAAGGAAGACGAUGAAAACACGUCGGUGGCCGACAACUCGGAGGAGGAGAAGAAGGAGCUGAAGGCAUCGCGGAACCGAACAAGGUGCUCUUUGAACAGUCAAGAUGAGGACGAGGAUGACGACCUCCUCCCCCCAGAGCAAAAAGCCGAGCGCGAGAAAGAGAGGAGGGUGGCCAAUAAUGCCCGGGAGCGCCUUCGCGUCCGCGACAUCAACGAGGCUUUUAAAGAGCUCGGGCGCAUGUGCCAACUGCACCUAAACAGCGAAAAGCCGCAGACCAAACUCCUAAUUCUACACCAGGCCGUGUCGGUUAUCCUGAAUCUGGAACAACAAGUUAGAGAACGUAACCUGAACCCAAAAGCAGCCUGCCUAAAGCGCCGCGAAGAGGAGAAAGUGUCUGGCGUUGUUGGAGACCCUCAAAUGGCACUCUCGGCAUCUCAUCCGGGUCUAGGAGAUGGACACAACCCCGUGGGGCAUAUGUAAAGAUGAAUUCUUUUAUUCGCCCUGCAAGCAGACAUCUGUAGGAAGAAGGGAAGGCUCGAUCUCCCACAUAUCCCCCCUCCUCCAUUCCCCGACAACCGCCGCGUGUCCGCACCAGAAACUGUAGUCCUGUUUUAAAUACCGAUGUGCGGUCCCUUUUUGGGGAGGGGGGGGAACAGGUGGAGAAAAGUUCAGCGUGCUAGAAGGAACUUUUCUCUCUCUCUCUUUCUUUCUCUCUCUCUCUCUCUCUAAAGGAAAGGAAAAGCAACAAGUUUUAUCGAAACAAAACAAAAAAAUCAACAGCAAAGAUUGCCUUAAGUCUAUAUUCUUGAACUUUCAGUGCAUAUCCUUCAGUUACCGAGUUUGGGGGGGGGUUGUUUGCGGGGAUGUGUAACAUUACAAAUGGCUUGUGUUCACAUAAGGCCAGCAAAAAGAAAAAAGAAAUUGUGCCUACGCAUUUUGUUUUUCUUUUCUUUCUUCUUUCUUUUUUCUUUUUUUAAAAAAGAACAUUAGUUACAAUAAUUUUUUUUAACGUAGAACAAACAUAGUAAUGCCUUUUGUGGAGGGGGGGGGGUUUUCGUUUUGGGUUGUUGUUUUUUUAGCUUCUUUUGCGUAUAUGUUUUGUAAGCAACGAAAAAAGACGUGUAAAAAAAAAAAGAACGAAGAGAUUUGUUUCCCCCCCCAUCGACCUGCUUUCUCCCCCCCCACCUCUAUCUCUUUUCUCUGCUGCUGUUUCUAUAGUUAAUGUUGCAUAUUAUUUUUUAAAAAAUUAAGAUCAACCAGAAAUAUUAAAAGUUUGUAUUAAGAGGACUGGAUGUUUGAAAACAAAACACAAAAAAAGGAAACUAAAUUCGAGGACGGAAUGGGGGGGGGACACACGGACCGUGAGAGUGUUGUUGUUUUUCCGCUACGAAAAUGUCACAAACGUGAAUUGAAAUAGGCGGGCUCAUUUGGCUAGGAACUUCCACAGCGAAGGAUGUACUCAUAUAAUCUCUGUCGAAUGUUGAAAGGGGACAGGGGGAGAGAUGGCAAAGCGAUCCGGAAAAGUUUCCUCCAUCCCGCAGGGUUCUCAAAAAGUCUUACAUUGUGCCCUUUGCUUCCAUCUUAAACCCCACAAAAAAAAAGUCAUCUGUGGUCCCCCUUUAAUGGAACGCAAAGACACUACAGGCAACAUGAAGUCCUCUUCGCGGAAGACGUGGAUCUCAAGACGGCGGGAAUCGGAGGACUUUGAAAGGCAGGAUGGAGAUGGAAGGACCAGCUCACGUUCCCACUUAAUCUUCUUCAUUUUUUUAAACAAGCACCUGAGCAAAACCGGCGUGGAACAAACAAAAGGAGGGAGGUUGGGAGCGAUUUAAAUAUAUAUAUUAAAAGAACUGCUGGAGGCAGAACGAAGAACAAAUGAGCCGCAUCGAGGAAAAGACGAGAUGGCGAGAUUUUGGGGUGGGGUGCGCGUGACGGAAGGGGGUUCUAAGCCGGAGAGGCCACACGGAGGACUUCCUACCGAAGACGGACCCGCCUUGCAUUUUGCGAGCUCGGGAGGAACUGCCGGACGGUGGGGCGGCCCCCUCGCCGGAUACUUCUGACCCCCCGCCAGCUUGCGGACAGAAAGCAACUUUGCGCCCCUCUAGAGAAGGCCGUGCCUGGGCCGCUGUUUCUGGCAAGAGGAGAUCGCCGCCGCGGUCUCGGAUUUCGGGAGGGCGCGUCGACUUGUCCUGGUAUCUCGUCCAGGCGUCGUCCUCCCAAGUUUGCCCUCUGGGGGUUGGGGGGGCAACAGGUCUUUGGAAACUCUCGCAUGGGUCGCUGCAACCUUGGAAUCGGAGGUUUCGAAUAUCCCGGAAAGUUGACUUUGGGCAAAUUCUGCUCGAAACACACACACACACACAACUCCGACAGCAGAGAAGCUGAGCGUGGCAUCCCGGGGGGGGGGGAGGGGGCGCUUGCUAGGGUGGGAACAGGGGCCCCUUUUUGCAGCGUGGGUAUCCCCCGUGCCACCCGCUGCUCGGCCCACGGUCCCCCCUUUUCCACCCGUCGCCUGGCUUGAUUCAUCUCCCCUUGCAGAUCUGAUUUCUGGCCCUGUUCCCGCUGUUGGCAAUUCUGCGCCAAACUGGAAGUUUUUUGGGGGGACGGGGGUGUUCUCUGGGGUCGGCCGAGGAUGCGGAGUAGACAGGAUAACAUUUUGCAUCUCCUCGUUCCCACCCCACCCUGACUAAAUCUCUCUUUAAAGGAGAGUCGCGACAACUUCCUUGUCCAGUGCCAGUUCAUACACCCCACCCCAGGGGAAAAAAAACACUUUCCAGUCCACUGUCUCAAAAUAAGUUCUCCUCCUCCUUCCUUUCAAAGUUGUAUUUUAUUUUAACAAUUUUGGUUCUGUUUUUAUUGUGUUUUCGUUCCGUUCAGGGAAAGGGUGGGGGGAGCUCGCCUUUUCGGUAGGGGCGUGUCUACACUACAAACUCUUAAACCAGUUUCAGACCGGUUUUAACUAUCUAAAGGAAUCCUGCCAUUUUCGUGAGGGCGCUCGGAGGCUCAGUACCUCCCUCCCUGCGUCGCGCCCCCUCCCCACUCCAUGCAACCCCCAGACGCCCUCUGCAUUUAGGUCACUAUGAUAGCUUAAAAACGGGUUUGAAACUGUCUUUCUUUCUUUCUUUCUUUCUUUCUUUCUUUCUUUCUUUCUUUCUUUCUUUCUUUCUUUCUUUCUUUCAAGUUUGUAAUAUAGAUAUGUCCCAAAUGAUCUUGGGAUAUUUAUUUUUGUUGCGGGGUUAGGAAAUGUAAGAAAGGGACAACCAGCAAAACAAAAAAACAGGAGGGGGAAAAAAAACCCCUUUUUUUGUUGUGGGUGGGAGUGUCUUAGGAGAAACAGCACCAUGGGAAAAUGUUAACUUUUUGUUUAAAAAAAGUGGUUUCACGCUCUGCAGAGAACAAAUUGUACCUUGAUUCCCGUUAAGCUAUAUUUUUUUAGGUGGGGUGGGGGAGGCUGUUUAUCCUUUUCAGCCUCUAUUAGAUUGUUUUCGGGGCUCUCUCUUUGUUGUUAUUGGGGUUUUAUAUAUAUAUAUAUAUUAAAAAAAGAUAAAAAUGGAUCCUUGCUUUUUCAUGGGGGGCGGGAGGGGUGAGUGGCCCCGAUCCAGGUACAGUUAGCUAUGACUUAAGUCUUCAUGGGAAAUGAAAGGACUCGACGAACCCCUCUCUCUUUUGCUUUCAGUGGACAAGGUGGGGGUUAAGUCAUGCCUAGCUGGUAUUUGGAUUUGGGGAGGGGGCUAUGGGGAGUUUUUCUUUUCUUUUCUUUUCUCCUUUUGCUGCCUACAUUGUAAAAUCCAGCUGUACGUAAGUGGCUGAGAAUCCUUGUUAUUAAAUCAGAUACACAUUAUAGUUUUGAAAGAUAUAUAUAUGGUAUAAAUAUAUAUAUAGGCCUAACCCCAGUUUAAGAAGAAGAAGUAGAAGGAGGAGGAAAAUGGAAAGAAAAGAGUAUUUGGUGGGUGGGGAGGGCACCACAGAAUGGAGGGGAGGGGACCCACAUUUUUGGACUGAAUCACAAAUUUCUGGGAUCGGGCGGGUGGGGGUGGGGGAGCACGGGGGUUAAAAUUGUGUUUCCGAGUGCCUCAAGAUAUGGAUUGUGUUCAUUUUUUAAAAAAAUAAUAAUAAUAAUUUUAUACAAGUGUCAAGAAAAAAAAACAGCUGGCUGGAUUAUUUGGAAUUUUUAAAUAAUCCUUAACUUUUUUAAAAGUAGAAUUUUGAGAACUGUCCUGUAUAUAACAGUAAUGUAGCAAUAAAUUUGACAUUUUAUAACAAUAUUACCUUUUUUGUCCCUCUCCCCGUAUCUGUCUCUCAGAUGUUGUAUACCUAUCAAUGAAAAAGUUGUAAUAAAGGUUCUACCUUGUACUAAAA